Messenger RNA from Clonostachys byssicola, 213 nucleotides. The record is from the annotation of a GenBank genome assembly. Lineage: Eukaryota; Fungi; Ascomycota; Sordariomycetes; Hypocreales; Bionectriaceae.
AUGCCUUCAGAAGCCGAGCAACGUAAUCUCGAACAGCCGUGGAAGUGUUGGUAUUCAAAGCUACAGCCUAUGAGUCGCCCAGAUGUUCGAGACCGCACCCUCACAUUUACAGAUAAUGAAAACAACAACAGUGGUAACCAGGGCACAACUGGCCUGGGAAAGAGACACGUGGAUCUUAACGCCCCAAAGGAUAAACCAGUUGUCAAGGGGUAA